This is a messenger RNA of Notolabrus celidotus (New Zealand spotty), 2405 nucleotides long. It is a transcript of the gene sclt1, whose product is annotated as sodium channel and clathrin linker 1. NCBI's taxonomy places the organism in Eukaryota, Metazoa, Chordata, Actinopteri, Labriformes, Labridae. The transcript has 22 exons. Gene Ontology annotation, biological process: cilium assembly; clustering of voltage-gated sodium channels. The record is from RefSeq and is a predicted model, not a curated record. The coding region runs from base 25 to 2178 and encodes 717 amino acids. Gene Ontology annotation, cellular component: centriole.
UACACCGUCCGGUAGGUGGCGGUAAUGCGCAUGCUGGUUACUAACCGCCAAUCAAAUCAAAGAAGAAGACGAAGAAGAAAAAGACGAAGAAGAAGAAGAAGAAGUAAACCCUCUAUAACAGAUACCAUGGAGACAGAGGUGGAGUUUUUACGUGACCAAGUUCACAGGUUAAAUUCUGUUCUCAGCCAGUAUCAGUUUGAAAACCAGUCCACAUCAUCUCAGCAGGUUGAGGAGGCCAGACGGUCUGAGUCUCAUGCACCCUGGAUCUCAGAUAGAAGCGUAAUGGCUCCUCUGAUCGCGGAGUAUGAUCGGCACAUGGAUGAAAUGACAGACCAGCUGCAGAGAUACCAGGUGCUGAUGACAGAUGUGAAGGUGAAGUUGGAGAGGGUUGUGAAAGAGAAUGAAAGGCUACAUGCAGAGUUGAGGGAGUCAGUUGAAAAACAGCUGAAUGCCCUGCCGGCAGCAGCAAAUGUGGAGAGCAGCACACUGGAGGAGGACCUAAUCAUCAAAAACCUCCAAGAACAGAUCCAGCUGUCUGAACAGGAACGGCUGCAGGCCAUGGAGCUAUGGCAGACUGCAGCACAUCAGCUGGACUGCCUUCAGCAGGUCUACCAGAAGACCAUCUCUGAUGAACAGAGUCACACUGCUCAGAGACAACAGCAAAGGGAUCAGCUUGUUGAGAUCAAGCAGCAGACACACAAACUUCAAGUGGCCAAUCACAGCCUGGAAGCAACAAACCAGCACUUUCUGAGGACUGUGAGAGAACAGAACAAGGAGAUGGAGGACCUACACAGCCAGCUGAGGCAAGCCAAGGCCGAGUGGAAGACUGCCACAGCAAAAGAGGAUGAGAUGGCCAAACUGCUCCAGAAUGUCCAGGAUCAGAUGAAGAGACAGGAGGAGGCUGUGGCAGAGUCUCAGGGCAGAGAGGUCGCAGCAGAGAGAAGGCUCCAACAACUUCAAGCUGCGUUGAUCCAGCUGGAGGCCAGGUUAAAAGCUGCAUCCCAGGAGGCAGUGACGGUCAGCAGAGAGCAAUCUGUGUGGGAGAAAAAGGUAGGGGAACUCCAGGUGCGUUGCACCACCCUUGAAGAGGAGAAGUAUGAGGCCAUGGCCAAAGUCCGAGAGAGUUCUCAGGUUGCCGAGGAAGCUGCAUUGCAGAAGGACCAGGCCCUGUUGAGAGAGAAACAGAAGACAGAAGAGCUGGAGAACACAAAGAAGGGCAUUAAAGUGUUAAUUAAGGAUGCUGCAGUCCGCACCAAAACAGAGGUGGAUAAUGUCCGAAAACAGUACAACUUUCAAAUCCACCGUAUGGCUGAAGAACUGUCUGCACUGCAGCUGGAGUCUGCCGACAAAGAGUCUCAGAUUCAAAGGUCGAUGCGAGAGAGAAAUGCGCUUGAGGAGGAGCUAGAAAAGGUGUACAAAGAGGGCCUGGCAGAGCCAGAGUUCAGAAAAAUUGAUGCUCUUCACCAAAGAUGUCUAGAUGCAGAAAGGAUGGCAGAGGACUUGAGCCUCACUCUGCAAAGCACUCAGAACAAACUGAAAAAAGAGGAGAUGUGCCACAGUGAGGAGCUGUCCCGGUGCCACGAGGAAGUGCAGCGUCUUCAGUGUUCUCUUGCUACAGCGAGGGACAACUGUGUUUGUGUCAGUGAUGAAAGGCUCAAGCUGCAACAAGAAAACUUUCAACUUCGCAAAGAGAUAGAUGAACUGCGCAAGGACUUCCAGUUGGUCCAAAAAAGAGCCAAACAACAGGUUUCACAGAUUGAGCAUAAGUACAGCUUGAAGGAACGGGGACUCACGACAAGGAUGCAGGAGCUGGAGGAGUGCAGCCGGAGCUCUAGUGCUGAUAUGAAGCGCCUUCUAAUAGCCCAGCAGAAAAGUACCCAGCAUUGGAAGGAAGAGUCCAAGAACCUGGUCCAGGCUUUUGAGACUAAAAUCACCAGCCUCAAGGCAGAGCUAAACCAUCAGAAGCGGCAUUCACACGAGCUGGAGAUGGAGCUUGAAACUGACCACAACACUGUUGCUGAGUAUGAGAGGCAGCUAGCAGAGUCCCAAGAAAAGAUGAGUCACUUACAGAAACGCCUGAAGCAGGUUGAACAAAAGGCAACUACAGCUACACAGCAGCUGAGUAUGAUGACCUCCCAAAAGAGGAAAACAGCCAUGGAUGAUCCAGAUCAUGUCUAACAGUAACUGUUGCUGUGCUUCAGCAGAAAGAAUGUGAUCAUCUGUGCCUUGUUUACUGUUUCCUUUUCUUUUGUUUAUAUGAGUUUAGAAAUUCAGCCAGUUCUAAGAUAGUUCUGUCUUUUUUAUGUAACAAUGUACCAUAGUUUAUCUGGUACAUUGUAUUUAUAUGGAUAGAAUGAUAUCUAGAAUGUAAUAAACACUUGUCAAUAAACAACUUUUAAAAUACA